Molecule: messenger RNA, 1218 nt
Organism: Miscanthus lutarioriparius
Lineage: Eukaryota; Viridiplantae; Streptophyta; Magnoliopsida; Poales; Poaceae
Source: the annotation of a GenBank genome assembly
AUGGACGACGACGACGACGUGUCGCACUCCCUCUCCCCGUCGCCGCCCUCCUCCUCCGCGCUCCCCGUGGACGGCCCCGUCACCGUCGCCGCUGCGCCGCCGGGCUCCGCCAUGGCGGUCGCGCUCCCGAUCCAUAGGACCGCGGCGUCCCUGUACGCCAGCGCCGGCGGCGGCGGCGGGAGCGGGGGUGGGGGCGGGGGCGGUGGCGGCGGGAGGGAGGACGCCUGGAGCGACGGCGCCACAUCCGCGCUCAUCGACGCCUGGGGCGAGCGCUUCGUCGCGCUCGGCCGCGGCAGCCUCCGCCACCCGCAGUGGCAGGAGGUCGCAGAUGCCGUCUCCUCCCGUGACGGCUACUCCAAGGCGCCCAAGUCCGAUGUCCAGUGCAAGAACCGCAUCGACACGCUCAAGAAGAAAUACAAGGUCGAGAGGGCCAAGCCGGUCUCCGCCUGGCAGUUCUUCGACCGCCUCGAUUUCCUCCUCGCGCCCACCUACGGCAGCAAGCCCGGCUCCGGCGGCGGCGGAGGGCACAACUCCAACAGCCGCACCCAGAUGCCUGCGGCGCUGCGUGUGGGCUUCCCUCAGCGCAGCCGCACGCCGCUGAUGCCCGCGGCAGGCUCCGCGGCCAAGCGGAGGGCGCCUUCGCCGGAGCCGUCGGUGUCCUCCGAGUCCUCCGACGGCUUCCCGCCGGUGUCGGCCCUUCCGGCAGUGAACGGGAAGAGGAAGAGGACGGACGAAGGGCGCGCCGACUACGACGGUGGCAGCAGCGGCGACGACCGCGCGCAGGGGCUUCGGGAGCUGGCGCAGGCGAUACGGCGCUUCGGCGAGGCGUACGAGCGCGUGGAGGCCGCGAAGCUGGAGCAGGCCGCCGAGAUGGAGCGUCGGCGCAUGGACUUCACGCAGGAGCUGGAGUCGCAGCGCGUGCAGUUCUUCCUCAACACGCAGAUGGAGCUCACGCAGGCCAAGAACCACGCGUCUCCUGCCACGGCCGCCGUCCCUGCUGGUGGCUCAUCUAGGAGGAUUUCAGUGGUUACCGACGUCGGUGGCAGCAGUAAUCACCAUAGCCGUUACCGGAUCAGCCAUGGUGACAGGCACCGUCAUGCUCCACGCCCACAUUACCAGCAGUACCAUGACAACAACAAUCACGCGGUGGCAGGGGCUGCAAGUGAAGGUGAGCAGUCUGAUGACGAGGAGGAUGAUUAUGAAGAAGAGAGCCAGUAA